AUGAGGGGGCCAGGGACGGUUAGGGGAUCCCAGGGAUCCAAAGGGAUGAGGGGAAUCCAGGGGGAUCCAGGGAGGGCUGUGGGGAUCCCGGGGACCCAGGGGAGAGGGCCAGGAGGGUCUGGGGGUGUCCCAGGGGGUCCCAGGGGUAUCCCAGGAGGAUGGCGAUGA
Molecule: messenger RNA, 168 nt
Organism: Myiozetetes cayanensis
Lineage: Eukaryota; Metazoa; Chordata; Aves; Passeriformes; Tyrannidae
Product: collagen alpha-2(I) chain-like
Exons: 4
Coding region: 1-168 (55 amino acids)
Source: RefSeq, a predicted model, not a curated record